Molecule: messenger RNA, 1012 nt
Organism: Salvia miltiorrhiza (redroot sage)
Lineage: Eukaryota; Viridiplantae; Streptophyta; Magnoliopsida; Lamiales; Lamiaceae
Exons: 5
Coding region: 211-753 (180 amino acids)
Source: RefSeq, a predicted model, not a curated record
AACUAAUGAUGGCAAAUUAAAUCCACAUUUACCUCUUUAAAUAUAACAUAAUCCCCACCCCACCCCACCCAUUCACGUAAUAUAUAAGUAGUUAUAUUGUAGGUUUGAAGUUGGAAGUGUACAAUACAUCUCCUCAAAACUCAGUUUGCUCAACAACAAAUCACUCACCCUCACUUUCUCUCUCUAGAUUCUUCAAAUAUCUGGUGCAGCAUGGCGCAGAAUCAUUGCGAUGUACUCGAAAAUGGAGCACACCCUUGGCUGCUUCAAGGGCAUGCACGGAUCACCCACGAUCACAGUCACAGACCCGCUAAGGAGCGCUCUGCUGGAUUCGAAGCGUACGGGAUAAAAUCUCAGUCUUUUUUGGAGAUGAACCCUGCCGUCGUGGUUCAAGGGCAAACGAGAUCGGGCCAAAGAGCAAAGAAUCAUUCGAAUUGGGCCAAAAGUGGGCCCGGAAUGCAGGCUGUUUUUUUGGGCCCGAAGAGAAAAUCUUGCGGCACUGGAGUUUUUAUUCCCCGUCGACAUGCCACUGACCUUCAAUUCACCAAUAAGCCGGCUUUCUCUCCAGUUCUGCUGCCUUCUCGAGUGAUUCAAGCACUCAACCUUAACGUCCAUGAACUUGGUCAAGAAAUUAAGCCCCAUUCAGAGCAAACCAAGAAUGUUGCGGAGAAGAUUGAUGAAGAUUUGGAGAAGCAAAAGGAAGAUUAUGUUUCUUUAUCGCCAGAGAUUUUUCUGCCUAAAGAGUGGACCUAUUAGCAGCCCACAGAUCAUUUCAUUGCAUUCCUUGUUUCGUCUCAUAUUUAAUUCUUUUAGGUGUAUGAUAAAAUAUAGGAGAUAAAGCUUCAUUAAAACGGAUGCAUCGAUCCUAUAUCUUCGAAAAUUAAUAAUGGGAUUUGGCUUUUACAAAAACAAUAAGUUCUUUACCUGUGGUUUGCUAGCUGUUGAUAAAUCUUUAUCAUGUAAUGUAAUUUAAAUGAUUUUAGUAAUAUAAAGUCUGGGUCAUGAUUUUUUUCAA